Funneliformis geosporum is the source of this 172-nucleotide messenger RNA. NCBI's taxonomy places the organism in Eukaryota, Fungi, Glomeromycota, Glomeromycetes, Glomerales, Glomeraceae. The record is from the annotation of a GenBank genome assembly.
AGAUAAGGUUUUGUACUUUGAAGCAGCUAAGGACAAAACAUAUUCAGGAAAAUUAGACCAAAAAUGGAAAGGAUCUUAUUAUAUCUAUCAAUUGUUAUUAAAUGGGUCAUACAAGAUAAGAGAAUUAGAUAGUCAUGUAUUCUGUACCCCAGUAAAUGGAGAUCUUUUAAAA